Fomitiporia mediterranea MF3/22 is the source of this 1344-nucleotide messenger RNA. RefSeq lists its product as uncharacterized. The record is from RefSeq and is a predicted model, not a curated record. NCBI's taxonomy places the organism in Eukaryota, Fungi, Basidiomycota, Agaricomycetes, Hymenochaetales, Hymenochaetaceae. The coding region runs from base 275 to 985 and encodes 236 amino acids. The transcript has a single exon.
CCCUACCCGUGCUUCACUCACCAUGCACGAGCUUAUAUCUCAAUAACCUCAAAGGACGGUUGGUCCUCCUCUCCCUCUUCCAAGGGCACGUACUCGCUGUACACGCCCCGUAGAGAGGUCUCCUCCCCAGCAUUAACAGCAAAAUACUCUCUCUCCCCCCUGCAUAGCGCUCGUCGCGGAAAUCUUAAUCAACCCUCUUCACUCUUCACCUUGUAUCCUCCUACAAGCAAUUCUUCAUAUCUUCGGACUGCCACUGAGUGACUCGGUACUAGCCAUGUCGCCACGCUCCAUCCUCAAACAGUCCUCCUACUCGCGCCCAGAGGCCCCCUCUCUUGCGGCCGCCCUCCCAUACCCACCACCUACUCCUCAAGUGCACUUCCCGCCUACACCUGCGCUCACGCAGACUCAAUACACCCAUUCACGCACAGCGUAUGACAGAGCUCCGAUUGUCGUCCUGCCCAAUGACUGUGCGUUACCCGAGCGAGGCUGUCCAGGUCGCACCUAUGACUGCAGAUCAUUGAAGAGCUCCCCACGUUCACCCGGGACCUCCAGCAGCAUGAGUGGGAAGCACCUACAUGUACGCGCUUUCGAGGCGAACUCUGACGGACGGAUAUCCUACUUUGACUGUCCCUCUGUGCCUGCCCCCGUCCCGUACGGACCUCCUGGAUUAAUCCCGGAUAUCUCUUCCGAAUCUGACGAGAGUGACGGUAUCGUUUCUCCUCCGCCAGAGUACAAUAAUGCUGGUGGCGCCGGCGCCGCGAGCCAAGCGUACUCGCGCGCCGUCCACAUUGCCACGCCAUCUCAGGAGGAACUCAACAAGCAUCUUGCCUUCCUUCCUCAUGCGCCGUCCUCACCCCCCAAGAAGGACUCGCAGAAACGGGAUAAGGAACGAAAACGGAGAGGCGAGACGCCCCGUUUCAAGUCGGAAGACGGAGCGCGGUCGUUCGCCGCAUCGUCAUUAGAUGGUUGCCUCGGAGGUUUUUAGACGGGAUGGUUGCGUUUGUUGUGUGUUUGGAACGAAUUUUUUUUGGAAGUUUGUUAGGUGCCACGGUGUACUGCUUGCGCGGUUUAUUUCUCCCUUUUCCCUUUAACAAUUAUUUUCUUUUCUGUGCCACUCUCGACCUAUUAUUUUACACUUUUUUCCCGCCGUUUGCUUUGCUGUCAUGAUCAUUACAUCCAUACCUCAUACCUCGUCACGACCUCUACACAUCCUCGAUUUGCUGUCUUACUACACGUCACCUUUUUUUACUACUAUACCCUGCUCUCACUGUUACUAGCACUCGCAUAUCAACAUUGACGCUGGGGUUACCCUGAUACAUUAUCUCAAUCGUCUGCUAGUCUGCC